UAAAGUCUCAUUACCGGACAUGGCUCACGUAAAGCAAUUCCCACGGGCUCUGCCGCACUGUUUAUACAAUAAAGAACAAUUCCUGCGGGAUAGGAGCGUCGUGAGUAAGUUUGGACCGCGCCAGGUGCCGUCAGAAACCCGGAAGUAGUGGCAGAAAUUGUGCUGAUCUUUAAACUUUCAGGCAGCGCGUGUGGGUCGGAGACUUGUGAGAAGCGAAAUGGACUCGUGGGUUCGGUUCAGCGGCCAGAGCCAGGCCAAGGAGCGAGUCAUCAGAGCGGCGCAGUACGCAUGCACAUUAAUCGGAUACACGCUGCAGAAGAACGGCGGCAGCGCAGAACUCAUCUCCGGCCUCAAACAGUUGGAAAGUCACCUGAGUUUGGGGCGCAAGUUGUUUCGCUUGGGGAACUCGGUGGAGGCGCUGGAGUCGGCGAAACGCGCAAUCCAUCUGUCCGACCUGGUCCUUCGCUUCUGCAUAACGGUCAGUCAUCUCAACCGGGCCAUGUACUUUGCCUGCGACAACAUUCUGUGGGUCGGGAAAUGCGGCCUCUCUCCUAAGGUCGACCAGAACAAGUGGAGCGAACGCUCAUUCAGGUAUUACCUCUUCUCGCUGCUCAUGAACCUCACCAGGGACCUGUAUGAGAUCAAACUCCUGAUGGAGGCAGAGACCAGCGGGAAGCAUCUGUCUGACAAACUGAGUGAGGAUAAUGGUGUCGUCUCUCGUGGCUCCUCCUCCUCCCGCCACCCAAUAGCCCUCCAGAUCCGCCUGCUGAUCCACAUCUUCCGAAACAACCCCCCUCUCCUCUUGGACCUGCUCAAGAACUCCUGUGACCUCUUCAUUCCACUGGACAAGCUGGGACUGUACAAGACUAACCCUGGCUUUGUGGGUUUAUGCGGCCUGACCUCCUCCAUAUUGUCCAUCCUCACCCUCCUCCACCCUUGGCUGAAGCUCAAGCCCUGAGCUCUGCCCUCAAACCCUCCCCCGCUCUGCCAGCUGAAGUUUUAACCCAAAUGGUUCUCUCCAAUGAAGGCAAAACCCAUACUGAACUAGUGUGACUUUCUACUUUAAGGGUGCAGUGCUGGACAUUUUGAGGUUGAUCUAGAACCUAACUGAUCUAGAACAUUGGUCAGUAGAACAUUGAUCUUCAGCAGCUACUGAACUAAAACAGUGGCCAAAGCUGGAGGACGUUGGGCUGAGGAUCAAUGUUCUAGAGUCAGGGUCUGGCUUUGCAUAGAUUCCAUUUUAAAGGGGAACUUAAAGGAGAAGGAAAGGCUAAAUGUAAGUAAGCGUUAUCUGAAAGGUCUAUAUAUACUCUAGUAAACCCUCAAAGAAAUGCUGCUCUGAGUCCUCUGACAAAAGAAACAAUCACAUUUCUACAGAAUAAAUAUAGUGUUCUAUCUUGCACUAUUGUGGCUAAUCUAUUGCCCAUAAACUGUCUCUGUAGCUUUCCUUCUCCUUUAAAACAAAAACCUAUAAGAACAAGUCUGCACGUAGAGGAGCCGCUGGGGAUAUGAAUAUAUAUAUAUAUAUAAUAUGAACAGCAGAUUCUACUGAUCUCUAAAAUACACUCAUGCCUGCAAGCAAUUGCCUGUUGUGGAACUGCAACUCACAGCAUAAGGAAUGCACAUCUUUAAGUAUUUUAGACCCAUCUCUUAAGAUAUAAGUUUUACAAAGGAUGCUGGGAUAUGCAGUUCUCUAAAAUCUGUAGGGCCUAAAAAGCUUGUGUUUAGCAUUAAUUACCCCCAGGUACCCCUAAAUGGUACUUGCACCCCCUCCCUAUAGCUGCCUGAGCCGCUCCCAUAAUACAUUACUUAAUACACUUCUGUAGCUCUGGUUUAACACUGAAGUGUCUCCAUCAUGAUGAGCCUUUCCCAGAUUAAAGGGCAAGUUGUCCCAAAUGAAAAGUAACGGUGCUGCCCUGUGUAGAGCUGGUGAGCUGCCAGUCACCCUCUUGCUCAGUAUGGGGCACUGCUAAGUGUCACCCCAUUAAUACUGGCGCAAGGGGGAGCAAUGAGGCACACACAUCAGAUGCGCGGGUGACUGCUGAUUGGCUGAGAGCCGAUGGCAAUAUGUUUAUGGCUUUGUUACCAUUAGCAAACACCAGCCAACAUGUGAUCCCUGCUGUGUAUAAUUACUGUGUAUAAUGCAGCCUUGUCCUUCUGUAAAUACUCUUUAUUUGUAACUACACAUGUUUUUGAAAAUUAAACUAUUAAUUACUUUA
This is a messenger RNA of Xenopus laevis (African clawed frog), 2219 nucleotides long. RefSeq names its product peroxisomal biogenesis factor 11 beta S homeolog (gene pex11b.S). Gene Ontology annotation, cellular component: peroxisomal membrane. The record is from RefSeq and is marked provisional. Lineage: Eukaryota; Metazoa; Chordata; Amphibia; Anura; Pipidae. Gene Ontology annotation, biological process: peroxisome fission.